Messenger RNA from Fusarium subglutinans, 420 nucleotides. Its product is annotated as heat-stable 19 kDa antigen. The record is from RefSeq and is a predicted model, not a curated record. Bases 1 to 420 code for a protein of 139 amino acids. NCBI's taxonomy places the organism in Eukaryota, Fungi, Ascomycota, Sordariomycetes, Hypocreales, Nectriaceae. The transcript has a single exon.
AUGAUUCAACCUCCCUCCAAUGGAAUAUUAACUCAGGACAUAGUCACAUACAGCAAACUAUAUGACAACGACUCGAUACCUGUUAGUCAGCUAGCAUGCUACAAGAACGGUCUUAUACUGGAUGGGUACCCAUCAUGGAAAACCGUCGGUGACAUCCCGCAUUCAAUCACUGGUCUUGAACAGGUUGAUGGACCUGAUUCUCCACUCUGCGGUUCCUGCUGGAUUCUUACAUACGGCGAAACCUCUAGACCUGUGCUUAUCCUAGAUAGUGCAAAGGAGGGCUUCGUAUCGACUCUUGAUACCUUAAACUGGCUCGCGAGUGGCAAGGGCGAAGAGCUUGGAAAGAUUGAGGUAAAGGCUACCAAGGUUGAUCACACGAACUGUGGUUUUGCCCCUGGGGAUAUACAUAAGGAACUCUGA